ACCCAUGGACUUCUAAACAUGAAUAAUGAAUCCAUAUAUAGCUUACUAUUGUUUAGAUUGUUUUUAAAAAUUCAUCAAAGCAAAUCUCAAAAUUCUGACGGUAGGCUGCCUGUUUUUUUUCCUCCCACAGAUUCUGCCUGGACCUGCUGAAUAUUUUAAGCAUGUUUCUAUAUUAAGAAUAAAUCUCAAAACUGAAAGCGCAAUCACAGUUCUCACAUUAGCUUGUCAGUCCGAGACCUGGCUACCUAUGCUUGCUCUAAGUGUGUCACAUGCUCCCAGUUGAAGUGGUUCGCAGAGACGUUGUCCCUUUAAGGAGGAAAGAGCGCCAUCUGUCCUCGCAGAUCGGAAAGGCAACAUCAACAUUUUUUUGUCGUAUGCAGACUCGCCUUUGCAUAAAUUAUGUUCAUAACGUAGUGCUUAACGAGCAAUGUUUAUCGAAGCUGGUGGCUUUUUAAUUACAAAGGAAGCAUCGGCAAGACAAUUUCCUUAAGAGUUUAGGACCGCCAAACGUUUCCAUGAUAAUGGUGAAAACUGUGAAGAAAUAAUAAAAUAUUCCUCAAGGCCCAUCUUUUCUAAAAAAAAUCGAUGCAAAUAUUCCUCCGUUAAUCAAUAGACUUGCCGUUCGUCUUAAAUUGAAAACAAAACUCGACUUUUUUUCCCCCCUUGUAACUUGCUUCAAAAGAAUUGUUGGCAAGCAAGCUGGUGAAAAGCGGACAGUUUCCGGGCUACUUUCUGCAGCUGAAAGAUUAAAAACUAACGUGAUGUACAAUGGAAACUGGCAGUCUGACAGAGCAGUGUGACGCUUUGUCUAUCGUUAAGCAGGCCACUGUGAUGACUGGGCAAGAAAUCAUCAAAGUUUCAUUAAGGAAAGCAGAGGUCUCAUCUAAAGCAGCGGGUGAUGUGGAGCCUCGAGGAAUUGUUCUCCCUGCAGCAGUAGUGGGUGAGGAAAACAACGAACACAACGUUUCCACUGAGGCAUCGAGGGUUCCCAGAACUUCUAUGGAGAAGAACCACCACUGUGGGUCGACUGAACACGUGGAGACAACACCACCAUCUGAUCCAACGCCAGUGACUGAAGGGCAAGCAGAACAGCUCCAUCUUCAACCACAGCAGGCUUUGCCGAUCUCAGCACCCACAGUCUCUCAGAUCUUGCCUUCGGAAAACCUGGCGACCGUGGUCAUGGCUUCAACAGGUAGUGUCCCAUUGAACCAACCUCUUCUCAUCCCGCUCAACAUGGCUGGUCAAGUUACUGCCCAGCAGGGACUCGUGUUGACUAUUCCUACAGCAUCCCUUGCUUCUCUCCCAAGCCUUACCUCUGCCACUGGGGCAGGAGGCAUCCUCAAGCUCCCUCUGGCAAACUUGCAGGCUGCUUCAAUGUUGAACCCUGCUCUCCAGCCGACACAGCUUCAACAGGUCUUACAACCUCAGGCCACUCUACAGUCCCUGCCUACAUCCGCUGUCCCUCUGAAACAGCUGGAACCUCAAACCCAGGUCACCUCCGUUCACCAAGCUCAAGGCCUGACUUUAAACCCGACAAUACUUAGUAGUCAACCUUCACUUGUGAGCUCUUUGACUGCUACUCCAAUUAUUGCAAAUGCAGUGCCCAGCUUCCAAGGAAUUACAAGUCAGAUCAUAACUAAUGCACAAGGACAGGUCAUCGGAACUGUUCCCUUAGUCAUGAACCCAGCAACAAUAACAACAACCGACCCAGUGACAGCAGUGGCAGCACAGAGCCUGCAAGUGCAAGCAGUUACUCCACAGAUGCUGCUGAACUCCCAAGGGCAAGUGAUUGCAACUGUGAUCAGCAACCAGUUUGUGCCAGUUCUGAGCCGGCAAGGAGUACCUCUCUCACCUGUAAAAACAACGCAGCAGGUACAAACUCUCCAGACAAUGGCUUCUGUUACGCAACCCAGUGUGACACCAACCACAGCCACUGCACCGACUGAACCGAUUACACCAAGCAGCACUUCGUCCGCUGCCAGUGUUGGACAACUAGUCAGCAAGCCUCAAAAUGCACCCACUGAGGUGGAUGGGAUAAACCUGGAAGAGAUUCGUGAAUUUGCAAAGAAUUUUAAGAUCCGGCGACUGUCUCUUGGCCUGACGCAGACACAGGUUGGACAAGCACUGAGUGCUGCAGAAGGACCAGCCUACAGCCAGUCAGCAAUCUGCAGGUUUGAGAAAUUGGACAUCACUCCUAAAAGUGCACAGAAGAUCAAGCCAGUUCUAGAAAGAUGGCUGACAGAAGCAGAAAUACGACACCGUGCGGGCAUACAGAACCUCACUGAGUUCGUGGGUAGUGAACCUUCAAAGAAACGCAAACGACGCACAUCUUUCACACCACAGGCCCUGGAAAUCCUUAACGCCCACUUUGAGAAAAACACACACCCCACAGGUCAGGAAAUGACAGAGAUAGCCGAGCAGCUGAACUACGACCGAGAGGUGGUUAGGGUGUGGUUCUGCAACAAGAGGCAGACUUUAAAAAACACCAUCAAGAGACUGCAGCAGAAUGACACGGCGGGAAGAGGUUCAGUUGAACAAUUAUCGGACUCCGCAGUAAACGCUGCUGGAACAGGCUGACCUACAGAAGACUCUUUCAGUGAGUUGUUCCAAUGUUUUUAUAAAUAACACUAUGAGGAUCGUUUAGAAGGUAAUGGCCCAGCAGCAAAAGUAGACAUCCCCAGAUCACUGCAUCUCUUCGGUCUACUAAGGCAUAUUGUGGUAUACAGCCACAUGGAUGGAGCCAUUAGAGUGAAUUACAGUAACAUUUAGGAGUAGUACAUAAGCUGCUGCAUAAUUCAUUUUGUAGCACCCACAGUCCUUCAGGUCAAAUGUCACAGUCAGUUAUAGUCUCCCUUCUCCUGUAUCAUGUUACUUCGACCUUCUGAACAACUAAGCAUCUCUGAUACCUAUCCAACUGUGCAAGGUUUGCCUUGAGGGGUCCACACCCUGUAAAAUGAUACAUUGGAGGAUGUUACAAGUUGCAAUCUAGCUUUCCGAGGACUGAACACAUUUAUCCUGUGAGUUCUGAGAUUUGUAUCAGCCAGUUUUGAUCUUUAGUCUAUACCUGGUUACCUGACCUCAAGCAGACAGCUGUAGCAGGUGCUACAAUAGACCUGGGAAUCCCGGAGUUGAACAAGAGGUGGGGAGAACAAAACGCAAUAUGUCUCAUUGCUGCACAAUGAUCAUACCAGAAAUGUGCAUAUGUGGAAGUCAGGUGAGAAACUAGGCUCAACUGUGGCCUUAAUUAAACACACUUCCCAACUGGACUGGCACGAAAGGGUACGGUGAGGGGAUGAAGUGCUAGAAAUGGCAAAAUGCACCAGCUACCAUGAUGUUAAUGACUGCAGGUACUGGAGUGGGUGAGUGUCCUGCUAUGGAGAGAUGGGAGACUUGUGUUGAUCUGUAAAUUGGGGACCUAUGAUGUUGAUUGGAUCCUGGAUUUUAAUUGAUGUACAGGUCAAUAAGAUUGUUUGAGCAACCUUUGGGCAUUGGCUGAUGAUGUGCUGAAAAUAGAGGGGUCUUAAUCUGAAAAAAGCUGCAACACUCAGUUCAUUGUGGACUGUGAUUCAAUGACCACUGUUUGCUUUGAACUGUUUUUUGAAGAGUGUUCACCAGCUCAUUGAAGAAGCUGUUUAUGGAUCUUGCUCCAGCUUCAUUCUAUUGGAGUGAAGAGGAUGAGCAGCUGCACCAAAGGCUCGAUGAGGGAACUGCAGGUGCACCAGCAAUAGAAAGGGAAUGUAUAUUAACUACAGGCCACCCCCACUCUAAUGAGCCUUCAUACUAAGGCUCAGUCUCCUUGGCCUUUUAUUAGGAGCAGUGUUUCUAGACACACAAAAACCUUCUCACUUGGGUUGUGAGAAUUAUCAGGUUCUGGCCGUUCUAUCUCACUAAGGUGCUAACUCGGAAUGCUAGCCUCUGCGCUGGUACCUGAAACACAUGUAUUAUGUGGUGGUGCAUCUUCAGGACAGGUGAUUUCCUCCAAGCAAUCUUCAUCCUCUAAGGUUAUGUUCUGUCAUGGUGAUAUGCAGCACCUGGAAGAUGGAAGAAAGGGUAAACAUUUAGUCAGUGAGAAAAUGUAAAUGUCCAUGUGUAGCAUCUUACUGGUUGAUAAGUCAAAGUGGCUGAACGUGCAGUUGGUUAUAUAAAUUGAAAUCAAUCACACAGCUCGAUGGAACCGCCAACCUUGUCAUCAGCAAUGCUGAGAAUUUAGCUGGGUUCUGUUCUGUCAGGUAUGUCCUCAUCUGUCAGGCUCACUUCAAUUAAAGCUGGGGUUCCCUAUAUUGGUCUUGGCACUGUCCGGAUUACCUUCAUUACCUUCACUCUCCCCUUGUAGCAAGGAUGUUUGCUUCCUCUGAGUGUAGUGUGGAAAGUGAUAGGUAGAAUCAAACAACAACAGAAGAGUGGAUGUCAGGCAGUUAUGGAUAGUGGCCUCAAAAUGCAAACCAGCCAUCACAUUUCCCUACAUUGAAAUAGAGGCUCCACUAAAGAAGGCAGUAAAGCUCUUCAGAGCGACCUGAGGAUGGGAAAGUCACCGUGGAAAUACAAGUUCCUUCUUCCAGUGCAAAUUGAGAAGGUGUGCUGUGUGUGCCUCAGACUUAAUGAGAUUGGGUCAUUGGCAGCAGUGAGGGGAAGGAGAGAGGGGGACAGUCACCCUUGAUGCAGGGUCAAGACUUAGUGUGAAUGCAGUAGGCCAGAAAAUAGAAUGAAAGCAAGUGAUGGGUAGACAAGGACAUGUGCUGACCUUUCCUGACCUUAUCAGGUGAUUAAACAAGUUCCUAUAGUGGAUUCAUAAGCUUGAGUUGGACUAAGCAUGUAAAUGCAGCAGCCAAACAUUUUCACCAUGCAGGUUGAAGUCACAUUUGCACCUGUAUCAUGACAACAAGCUGUAUUUAAAUUACGUCCAGCUGAUGUGCUUCUAUGUCGUGCAGUGCUGCAUUCUCGUAGCCCUGUGCCACCAUUGCACACCAUGUUCCCCGGUUUCAGGUAAAAACUGGGGCCACAGUGUUGUCAUGGCUCACUUGAAGAAUGGCUAUUUGGGUCUGGGAAUGUAAGGGAAACUGUACCCAACAAGGAGUUCAGGUUUCCAGGCCAGGGUGGGAGAAAAUUACAUCAGCCACUUUUAUUCCUUGUGUGGGUUUCACUUUGUAAUCCUCUCAUUUCUCUGCUUUACUGCAGUGAGCAGCGUCCAUGAGCAAGCAUGACUGAGAAGGAUGAAAGUUUACAGGAGGUUCAUUUUUGGUUACAUUGUAAUUAAUGCAAUCAGUCGGAGAAAAGCAUCACCUGCGAUAUUUUGAGAUUAGGUUCAUAAUGUAAAAUUAACAACCCUUCAAAAAGUUAUAAAUAUUCUUUCAAAACCAUGACACUGAUAUCCAAAACUUUAGAAGACCAUCACAGCUCUGACAGCGCAAAUCACCUUCUUAAAACAAUACUAAUGUCCGACUUUGUUCUCUAUCAGGAUAGGAUAGCAUAUGUUCAUCUUUCCAAAUCUGAUUUCCUAUCCAAAUUCAUCCUUUGAAUGAGCUUUCCUGAGCUGGGAAGGUAGGUAAGGCAUUAACUUCUCCAAAUCAACAGGAAAUCCAUUUAUUGUAAGGUGAAACAGUGCCAUGUAUUAGCUUAUGUCCUCUCUGUUGUGAGAUGCUCCACUUAAUGGAGAAAAAUCACUCUUAUUUGGUCAGUCCAAAAUAGAAACUCAUUUAUUAGUAGACAACAUGAGAGUUUAUGGGAUUAAAGUUACAAAGACUGUAUGAAAUGGCUCGAAGACCCAACGAGAGGUAUUAUCUGGAGCUACAUUUGGAAGACACUGAACAGUGGUUUCCUGGGUCAGCCAGCUGUUCAGGCUCGUGGAAUGUUUCACAUGCAGUGGAACAGAUCUUGAUUUUGUGCAAUGGCAGCUCUCCUAAUGUAUUAUUUCCAAUGACGUUAAGUUGCCAAUUGGUUAUCACCAUUUUACACAAAAGCACAAAGCCACAAUUACCUACUGUCCUUUUUUAUACCAUUUCCAGAAAAAUUACAAAUUGGAAUUUUUGAGAAGACAUUUACCAUAUGGACUUCCUAUGGCAUAAUAUGUACAGGGUGAUGCCAUCACACCAACCCUGUAUUGCAGGAUUGCCUUUUCUCAUUUAUAAUAAACCAAAAUACUAAAUAUGUGACAAAGAUGUGACGUGAUUGCAUUUGAGGAGCAAGUAACUGCAUUGGGAAGCCUCCUGGUAGCACCUGAACAUCUAUUGCAGUAGUAAUCUGAUAUUUAUAUACUUUUUUUUAACGGAAAAAAGUUACUAUUUACUCUAAAUGUAAAGUAUUCAACAUUAAAAUGCUAUGGUUCGGAUACUCUGAUUAGAAUAUCUUGCCCCAGGGCCAGGUCAGUAUGUAGCCACUAUCCUUCCUACCAUCGCAGAAGAGACACGAGUUGCAGAUUUUUAUGGAUGUAUGGGUUUAAUGAGGCAACAUGGUUCAUGUUUAUGUGCAUCGUUGGUUAAAUUUGUUUCUGAAUUUUGUGAACAACUAUCCCUCCAUCCUCAGCGUAUGUGAGUCUUUUACAAAUUGAAUCUUGGGGUUUGACCUGAUUCCAACAAGUCCACAUUCAUUGACCAUCUUUAGUUGUCCCGAGGGCAUGAAGAAUUAACCAUACCGUCUGAGACUGGAGUCCCAGAAUUGUUGUUCUGGCAAGAAACUGAGGUACAGUUUACAGAGUUAUUUGGAGACAUGGCAAUAACAGAUAGAAAAGGCUUGCCUGUCUGUCUAGCCUGCCCCAUAUAACUGCAAAGUGCUACAUGUCUCUAUACAGUCACUCCCUACCCACCUGAAGCUGUAUUAUUUCCUGGGAGAAACCAAUUAAAAACCCCAAACAAUUGGGAGAAGGAAGGAAAAUUUGUGCUUGACCCCUCUAGACAAUCAGACAUAGACUAAGAGGUUUCAUCAACUCCAAUUUAUAUGACUGACUACCUACCUUGUGCACAAGGUGAUCAUCAUUGCAGCCCAAAAUCAAUCCAACUUUCUUGGAAAAAAUUAAGUGAGUCAGCAUUCAUUGCACCAACUUGUUCCAUGGUUUCAUUGUUCUCUGGGGCAGAGAGGAACUGCCCAAAGUUCUCCCCAGUUCUGGUCCCACAGAGUUUGGAAGCAUUGACCCUGGGCCUCCCUAACCUGUCAUGUUGAAAUAAUUGACCCAAAUAAACACCAACCAGUUCCUUCAUGAAUCUAUAUUCAGCAAACUGCCAGCAAGCAAGCAGCAAGCUAAGCAAGCAGGCAACAGCAAGCAAACAGCAAGCCAAGCAAGCAGCAAAAGCCAGCAGCAGCAACGGCAGUAUCCAGUGAUAACAACCAAGCAGCGGGCUGAGAGCAUACAGGCGUAGUAGGGACAGCAGGAGGAGCACAAGACUUCUGAAUUGAUUUGGAAACUUAAAGCUCGACUGUAUUGCCAACUCCCACAGCCCCAUUGUGUUGCCACCUUUGCUUAUGCCCCCAAUAAUGCCAGCUUAAUGGAAAAGCUCACUAUAUUGUUGCCACCAUAUUGCUCUCACAAGGCAAUCAGUAUUACUGGAACAGGCUGUUGGAGUCUGCUACAGUCACAGUGGUGCUUUUUGAUGUGGUGCUCCAGACACACUUGGUCCAUUUUCAUCACCUCCUCUCUGAAAGUACUGUCUUUUAUUCUGAUACACUAUAUCAAGAGCCCUUCUCCAAGUAUGAGCCUAAUCAAGGAGUGUUGCCAGCUUAUUUCAUCACAAGGGCAUCAGAGAUCAACUGACUUAAAUGUCCACAAAUAUGCAUUUACCAUAGGAUUGUCAUCAGGAACAGCAGUUCUAUUUAUUUUUCUAACACAGGAAUUCUCAGACUCAUUACCAUGCAUGGGCUGUUGAAAGAUUGGCACAGACCAGGCAUCAAGCUUAGGACUGUCUCAUUUUGUAUUACUGAGCAGAUGCUUAGGCAACAACAAACAUAUUCUGAUGCAGUGGCAUUGUUGUGCAUAAAAUAGUUAUAAAUAAAACACACAAUCAUGGGAUACUUUAUCCAAUAAACCACACAGUAUACCUUUAAGUGAUAUCCUAAAAUCAAGAUCUAAAUAAGGAAAAUAAUGAGUUCCAAUCUAAUUAAUGAGUACAACAUUUUUUUUGCACAGUUAUUUGCUCCUGCGAUAUUUUGGACAAAUUAUAUAUUUUUUCAUGUGAUGUUCAAUGAAGGUUUCUGAAUGCAGUUUAAUUUUAUUCCCUCCUUUCAUGAAAUAGCAAUAAAUGGUCAGCUUUAAAUGGGCUGUGAACUGACACACAGGGCCCCUGAUGGUCAUCUGGGUAAAAGCACUGCACAACAUUGAUCGAAGCCAUUUGGACACAAAGGUUCUCGGUUGAAUCAGCAGUCUGUGUUGAAUUAGCUGAUCUCAACCAGGCAACAGGAGGACCAAGGAACAGCUGGGUGAAGGACAAGACCAAGACAAAGUAAUCUCCUGGUCAAUCUGGAAAUGCACAGAUUCAGGUGUUGGACAAGAACAGGAUCAGUGUGGACUAUGAUGUUGCUGUAUUGAAUAGUCUCCUACAGUUGUGGCUAGGAUUUCCUGAUUCUGUCCUUGCCAACCCACAAUUUUCUGCCAUUCACUUGAAGAGGUGGGAAACUGCAAUUUGGCAAACUCAGAAACUGAAAGCCUGAUACAUCUGUGCAUGUGUAUUUGGGCAAAUUCCCAUCCCACCAAGAAGUGAGAAAUUUUAGGCAAACAAAAACUUCUUGAGGAAGACAAAUGCCUAGGAGUGAUUGUAACGUCACUUCUUGCUCAAUGUAGGAAUAUCAAGGUGUAACUAUAGGUUUGAAACUGUUUCCUCCUAUCUGAAAUUUGCCUAACCUAUGGUGUGAAAUUCCUGAGGUAAUUCUACACUGCUUAUUUUAGGAUAUUAAUAUUGGAGAUAUUUUAUAAUUUUAAUAAAUGCAGUAGUUAAAAUAAUGUUAAGAUUAGACCAAGCCUCUGUUACUAUGGUGGCAGGAAGGAGGCACAAGAUUUUAAUACAAAAUUGCUGAAGGACAUUCAACUUAAUGUUAUGGCAGAGCUACAGAAUCUUUUCUUGGAUGCAAGUAGUUUUCAGAUAUAUUUAUAGAUAUAUUUGAUGAGUUAUAAGUCAUUUUAGGCUUUUUCAGGGUUUAUUGCUGUAAGUAUUUCCAAAGUAAAUCAACUGAAGGAUUUGGGGUAAAAAAGACAGUUGUAUUGAUAUAGCACUUUUCAAAACCAUCAGACAUUUUCAAGUCUGGGUGCCACAGUGGUUAGCACUGCUGCCUCACAUCACCUGAGACCCAGGUUGGAUCCCAGCCUUGGGUGACUUUGUGUGGGUUUUGGCUGUAUGGGUUUCCUCCCACAGUCCAAAGAUGUGCAAGUAAUGGAUUGGCCAUGCUAAAUUUUCCAUAAUGUCCAGGGAUGUGCAGGCUAGGUGGUUCAGCCAUGGGACAUACAGGGAUGGGAGGGUUUGUGUGGACCUGAUGGGCCAAAUGGCCUGCUUCUACACUGUAGGGAUUCUAUGGAUAAGCUCUUUGCAGCUAAUGAUGCCGUGAAGGUUUUAACUAGUGCAGAUUCUAAUUAUUCUGUCAUGUGAAUGAAUGAUCGCAGUCUGUCGACAAAAGUGUGGGAGGGCUGGAGAUUGUACUCAGCCCACCAUGAAGGGGAUUGUAGAUGCUGUACCAAUCUACUUGUUACAAAGGCACCAGGGGUAGCAGUCAGCAUGUCAUCAGAGGGGAAGUAGAGGUUAGAAAGUAGGUUGUGUCCCUGCACAACCUAUGAUGAGAGUGUCGUGGAAGGAAUGUAAUCAGUAUGUCAGAAGGUUGGCUUUGGCUGUUAUGAGGUAAGAUUACCUGAGAUGUAGAACCAACUGCUGACUUCCAAUCAUCUGUUUUACACAAUCGGACAAAGUCAGGAUUGACAGAUCAGUUCCGCUAUGAUGUCUUCCAGUUCAUUGUAUAGGCCCACACACUUUGGACAAGCCACCAGAGGGAGUGGCUAUAGUUCAGGCCUCAAGAUGGACUACUGCGAGUCCACUUUGAUUUGAAAUGCCCAGAGAAAAACAUCACUGGGGAUAUAAGAGGUGUGGUGGGUGUGAUGUGAAACAAAAACUGUGCAUGCAGUUGUCUUUUCCCACUAAGCAAUUCAUGCAUAUAUUAGCUAAUUGGGAAAAUGUGGUCAGCAACUUAAUAAAGGGAGCAUAACGUUCUGAGUUGUGUAUAAUAGGAAAAGACUGAGAAAGAUAACAUGAGGAAAUGAGAACUGUCACAUAAAGCCGAUUAAGAAUAUAAUUUCCUUAAAUAAUAGGAUGGAGAAGACAGUAAAAGUUUCUUAUUGUUGGUUUCAAAUGGGCACCCAUUCAUGCUCAUGAGAUGUCAUUGCUAGAGGUGGCAUAAGCUAUCAGUAGCAAAGCUAUGAGUGAACAUAUGCAUUCAUUACUAAUGAACUAUAUUUGUUAGUUACAUUUCAUAUGCCUAUUCUAUUUAUAUUGCAAGUGCAAAAGAAUUUUUAUUGAAAUAGAAAUUUGUUUUCGUAUUCUUUCAUUUGUGUUUUGGAAUGAUUUGACAAAAUCUGGUAGACUUCUGUUCUGAUUUUAAAGAAAGCAGAAAUGUUGCUGUAAAUCCUCACUCAUAGCCUCCACCUUUGAAGGGGAGUGAAACAACAAUUCAGAUUGACUUACUUUGGGCAGAGUCCUGAAUUUAUGAGGUGAACUACUGUAACAAGUAUUGGGAGCUAACAAACUAUAAGUUGUGGAUAUAGUGAUUGUGGUGGGAUGUGAUCAUUUCUAGAUACAGGAACAACCUGAUUGGCUUUUUCUAAUCCUAUACAAAAAAUAUGGAACGAAAUAUUGAUUCUGUCAAUUACCUGGAUGAAUGAUAUAUAUCAUAAUCUUCGUCUGUUUAUUCCAAAAAUCCCUGAAAAAGCAGAUAAAGAAAUCUGUGCAUCUAUGUCCAUAUGCAUGUACAAAGACAUGUAACAUGGCGAACACAGUGGAGUUUCUUCACAUGUUGUAAACUCCAUGAUUUUAAUAUUUUUUUUCUUGUUGUUGAAGCUAAUUAGUUCCUUAAAAACAUUUUGAUUUCCUUUCAUCGGUUGUGGAAGAUUGCUGAAAUAAUUAAAAUACAUGAUAUGCAGUGAAACCUGUCUUUAUUAGUGGAAAGAAUGCCACAGCUUUCUCAGAUAUGCUGCAGAAGAACUACAUUUAUAUUUUAAGUAAUAUCGAACUGAACCUUUAUAAAGUAUUGAUUUUGCUAAGGGAAACCUCUUUCGAACAGGAAGCUGGCAGCCACGGAGCGUCAGUUUUCACAGAGGCCAACACUCCAGAGAUAAACAAUGUAACUCUAACUUGCUGCAAAUCCCAUCCUGUAAACUACAGGGUGUUUUUUUUUUUUAAGAGCUGUGAAACUGCCUGCAUCCAAGCCCGACUGGCAUGAACCUCUGACGGUAAUUUCCUUCCAAACUCCAGAUAAUCAUAUUUCACUCUGGCCAUAUUAACCUGACUGAAUGCAAUCUCUAAUGUGUUGAAAUCACAGAGCAAUGAAAUUUGUAAAAUGAGAUUUUUUAAAAAAAAACCUGCUGCUCAGUACUCUGAACAACUCAAAUAAAGCAAUGCAGUCAUCAGCGUUCAGUUCAUCAGUAUUGAAAGUGGCAUAUUUGAUUUGCUACAACAUCACACUCCAUUUUUGUAUUUACUAAAAAUUGUAAGUAGUUUAAAAUAUACUCAAAAUAAGAUGAAAUGGAUGAUUAUUUUUUAAAAAUGACUCCCUGACAUGAAAGGGUGCAAUAAGUACAUGAUCUCUUUAUGACUAAUUGUACUGUCUUUUUUCUUUGUUGCUGAGUUUAAAUUCUAAAGAUUGUAAUUAAUAGUCAAAGAAAUCAGUAACAGAAAAAUUCCCCGGGUCUGCAAGCAAUAUAUAAUUGUGAAUAAUGGUCUGCUACUAAUAAUUUGUGGAUAGAAGCUGAAAGAAGAAUAAUAAAGCAUUAUUUUAACAGUA
This is a messenger RNA of Chiloscyllium plagiosum (whitespotted bambooshark), 11961 nucleotides long. It is a transcript of the gene pou6f1, whose product is annotated as POU class 6 homeobox 1. Gene Ontology annotation, molecular function: RNA polymerase II cis-regulatory region sequence-specific DNA binding; DNA-binding transcription factor activity, RNA polymerase II-specific. Gene Ontology annotation, biological process: regulation of transcription by RNA polymerase II. The record is from RefSeq and is a predicted model, not a curated record. NCBI's taxonomy places the organism in Eukaryota, Metazoa, Chordata, Chondrichthyes, Orectolobiformes, Hemiscylliidae.